Messenger RNA from Aedes aegypti (yellow fever mosquito), 3429 nucleotides. RefSeq names its product translation initiation factor IF-2. The transcript is spliced from 2 exons. Lineage: Eukaryota; Metazoa; Arthropoda; Insecta; Diptera; Culicidae. The record is from RefSeq and is a predicted model, not a curated record. Bases 382 to 2124 code for a protein of 580 amino acids.
CACCACGGCCUUACACGGAGUCUGUCUCAGUGUAACAUUCGUUCGUAGAAACUUGUAGUGAAUGGAACAAAGUUACGUCUGGUCCGCGAUUCGUAGUGCAAAGUAAUAUUUUUAAUAAGGGCAACUAUUGAUUUUUCCUUUCAUCACAGCUCGAGGAUAUAAAUUUUCCAUCUAGUAGUCGGCGAAAGGAGUGAAUUGUUGUGCAAAUUGCACAAAUUGGAGACGUAUUAAGCGGUAGCCAAUGGCUACUUUGAUCGAUUGCGUUGUUCAGUGAAGUGAUUAAUAAAGAAAUAAUUAAGUGGGGAGCAUCAAAGUGAGUCAGUGAAACGCAUAUCGGUGAUUUUUGUGCUAUAACCAGUUUGCAGUGGUCGUGAAGGAGAAAUGAAUAAUAAAAUGAAACGAGGGGCAUCGUUGCGGAUUGAUAAAAAUAAGCUCAAAGUGGUUACGUUUUGCGUGUUACUUUGCGCUUCAAAUUUUCUACCAGUUUUGGAAGCGAGAAAAACCAGUGGCAAGAGUAAAAGCUCGUCAUCAUCGUCGGUUAGUCGGGGCCGUGUUUCUAAACCAAGUCAAAGUAUUCCGGCGGCCAGUAACCCUGGUAGUUUGAGUUACAGCAACUAUCAGCAAAAGCCAAAACCGGCUCCAUCAGCGCCGGUAGACUCAUCAGCCAAUGCACGGCCCAUCGGUUGGAACGUCAAUAGUAACCAACCGGCGAAACCAGCUGCAGCGGCGCCUCCAUAUCCAGUGCAAAACGCUGCUAAACCACCAUAUCCAGUUCAAAGCUCCGGAGCCGCUAAACCACCAUACCCAGUGCAGCAACAGCAUAACGUGCAUCAGACACAUGGAGCGCCACCCCCGCCAUACUCUGUGAAUCCUCAACAUGGCGCACCACCGCCAUAUUCAGCCAUGAACAAUCCAAAUGCUCAUUCUCCGUUCAAUCAACCACCUCCAGCGUACAGCCCUGGAAAUCAGGGCUUCAAGCCAGGCCAACCCGGAGGCUUCAAUCAGCCUGGAUUUGGACAACCCGGAGGAUUCAAUCAGCCUGGCAGCUUCGGACAUCAGCAGUCAGGCGGAUUCGGACACCAACAACCAGGAGGUUUUGGACACCAACAACCAGGCGGGUUCGGUCACCAACCCUCAGGAUUCGGUGGAUUCCCCUCUGGAGGUUCUGGUUACCACGCUCCAGCCGGUGGAUAUGGUGGACUACCUCACGGUGGAUUCCAAGGCGGCGGUGUUGCUCCGGCAGUCAACUAUGCUCCAGCACCAAGCUUCCCCAUUGCGGCCAUCCCUGUGGGAGCAUACAAACCACAAUCAUCUGGAAUUGGAAUCGGAGGAAUCGCUGCUGGAGUCGGAACGGGUCUUCUAGCAGGAGCCGCUGGUGCUGCCAUUUACAACGCACUGAAACCUGAAGAUCGCGUUAUCUACCGUGAUCGUGUUACUGUUGUCAACGGUAACCCAGAGACUCCUGCUGCCGCUGCUGCUCCAGCAGCUGCAGCUGCCCCUGCUGCAGCUGCUCCAGGUGCUCCAGCAGCUCCAGCCGCGGCACCUGCCCCAGUCCCAGUUGCAGGUGCAAAUCCACCUCCGGCAACCAGUGAAAAUAAGGACGCCGUCGCCGGUGUUCCAAAUACCCCAGUGAUCAUGAACACCAACUCAACUGGCGAUCAACCAACAAACUCUACCGAAACAUCCACACCAACUCCACUGGCCUCGUACAAUGAGACAUCUACAGCUCCAGUACCCACCGGAAAGCAGUAUUUCCCACCACCCGGCCAGUACUAUCCUGCUACCGGUCAGUACGUGCCCCCAGGCGAAUACGAUCCAGCCACCGGAGUAUUUACACCAGGUCGCUACAUCCCGGAGACCAACAUUUUCCAGCAAGGGCAGUACGACCCCCUGACGCAGAUAUUCACGCCAGGAUCGUACGAUCCUGCUACCGGACAGUUCGUGUCCGAUCCGAACAAUGGCCCGGUGAAUCUGGGUGCCGUUGCGGCAGCCCAAGAUGCCGCGGUUACCAGCCAGCCGCUGAACCAAGCGCCAAGCGGCGCCACUACCGUGAGCACCACGAUCAAGACUCUUAUACUGACCACCAUGUUGCCAACGGUUUUCGCUGCGGUUGUGCGGUACUAGAGAAAAAAAGAGGUACAUUUUUUAGGAAGCCGUCGUCACUUUUGAAAGAUAACUGAAAUGACAAAUAAACACCGAGAAAACAUCGUUAACGAGAAUGUGGAACCAAAAGCUUGAUAUUACGACUUCACUACCAUUACAAGCAAGUUAUAUGACGCAUUAAGCUUGAAAAUCGCAGAACGAACUGAACGAUAUUACAGUCGAAUGGCAAAUAAUCAAUGUUUUAGCUAUCAAUCGCGUUACACAGGUAACGCUAUUUUUUAUCUCGCAGCUGUUACUGAAAUGCUGAUUUGUGGAAUUUUGAAGUAAAUGAAAAGAAUUGAAAUUUGUCAACGGUUUAAAUACGACAGAACUACAUUAGAACAAUCGAACAAAUACAUCAGUGUCAGAUAUCGGACUAUUGAAAACACGAAAAGAUUAGAACCAACUAAAUAUAACGCAUUUAGCGAUGAGACUUUGAAAAUAAAAUUUAUCCAAACAUUGUCUUUUUUCCUACUCUUAACUUGCAAAGUAUGACACCCAAAUUGAUAAUUUCUUCCAGUGAACGGAAUGAGCAAUCUUGAACAAUUAUGCGUAGUAUUUAAUACCUAAUAUGAUUUGAUGUCAGAGGGGCAUUUGGUAGCGUCCCCACAAUCAAGGCUAAAAGAAAAGUGACAAGAUCGUAUCUCUGAACCAGUUAUGUCCUCUCUGUUUAAAGGCGAAAGCUAUACUAUAUUCUAUCCUAUUGUAGACUAUUCCAUAUACUGUAUAUUGAAUUGAACUGAAAUGAAUCUCUAUUUUAUAUAAAUACUGUUUGUAGACUUGUUGAUACUUUACCCCUACCUAGAUGCCCUUCUUGUGCGUAACACCUGACACCAUUUCUAGAACGUGUUGAAAUGUGAUAAAAGAACAAAUAUUUUUAAAAGGAGAUUUAUAGUUAUUAUAUUAUCUCUUUCUAAUAUUCAGUAUUCGCUAGGAUAUUAGACAGAACAUAAACGUGCAUAAACCAUUGAGAAACUCUUUGCGAUUAGGAAUAAACAUUGGUGUACAAAAUCAUUAUAAUCAUAACUAGAUGAGAAAAUAAACAACACCUAAAAUAAACCGCGAACCCAAAUAAACCAAAUGCGCUUUUAAAAUAUGAUCGUUGAGUUGGUGCCGCUUUUAGUAGCCAGGAUAGUCGAUACAGGAACAAAUCACAAGUUUUAUAAUAUCUUAAAAAAUCACUAACUGUUUACAUACUACAUGCAUGCAAAAAAAAUGUGAAAAACUUGGCAACUGCAAAAUCUCAGACUUCUUAUUUUGUAAAUAAAAUUUUUCAUUGAAACACUA